Messenger RNA from Camelina sativa (false flax), 2043 nucleotides. Lineage: Eukaryota; Viridiplantae; Streptophyta; Magnoliopsida; Brassicales; Brassicaceae. The record is from RefSeq and is a predicted model, not a curated record.
AUGUGUUUGGUUCUUAUGCUCAGUCUCUGGCAUUUGGUCAAAUUCGUCCUCUUGGGAUCACUUAGAGAAGCAGAAUUCGAGAGGCUGAAUGAGCAAACUUGGUUCGAGCUUAUGGAGAUUCACUUAGAACUAUGGUGUGCCUCUGCACUUGUUACGGGAGCUCUACGAAACCUUCAGAACUUCCACUUGUUGUACCUCGUGAGAAUGCCACAUCUGCAGCUGCAGGCCAACGCGGAGUACAGCAAGGUUUCCAACAAGGACUCACAUGACUCUUAUGAUGUGAGAUCAAUAGACUUAGAGUCUCAAAGAGUAAUUGAUGCUGCAAACGCUGAAGAAGAACAAUGCAUGUUUGAUGGAGCAGAGCCAUCUAAUUCUCGUAAGAGAGCACCAAUUCAUAUUGAUGACGAAGAUGUUGAACAGGAGAAAGGAAAGACAACAUCAACACAACCGAAGAAGAAAAAGCAGAAUAAGUUUGAUGGAGAUCAAUCCUCUAAAUCUGGAAAAAGAGCUGCAAUUGAUAUUGAUGAUGAUGAUGAUCUACAUGAUAAUGUCGUAGGAGAUAAAGGAAAAGGGAAAGCAACAUCAACAGAACCGACAAAGAGAAAGCAGUAUACAAAUUGUUGGGAGCAUUUUACAGUGUUUAAGAAGACUAUUAAUGGAAAACUUCAAGACAGAGCUGAAUGCAAUCACUGCAAGAGGGAUUACGCCUACAAUUCACACAAGAACGGUACACAUUCUUACAAUCGUCAUAUGGAAACUUGUAAGGUUCGGCUUAGUAAUGCUGAUAUUAGUAAGGUGAUGCUCAAUUCUGAAGCAAAGUUACAAGUUAGGAAGAUAGAUCAUAUGGUUUUUCGCGAAAUGGUAGCUAAGUAUGUGAAGUUUAUAAGCCGGAACACAGCUGCAGCAGACGUUUACAAGUUCUAUGAGAAUGAGGCAGAGAAUUUAAAGAGAGUAUUAGCUCACUUUCCAGGGAGGAUUAGCUUCACUUCUGAUUUGUGGACUGCAAUCACUCAUGAGGGCUACAUGUGUCUAACAGCACAUUAUGUUGAAAGGAACUGGAAAUUAAACAGCAAGAUAAUUGUUUUUUAUGCUUCUCCGCCUCCACAUUCAGGUAUGCACAUAGCAAUGGAGAUUCUAGAGAAGUGUAAGGAUUGGGGAAUUGAGAAAAAAGUGUUGUCCAUCACGUUAGACAAUGCUACUAACAAUGACACAACACAAGAUAUUCUGAAAUCUCAGCUUAUGUUGCGGAAUGAUUUGUUGUGUGGAGGAGACUAUUUUCAUGUGCGAUGCACAACACAUAUUCUCAACAUCAUUGUUCAGAUUGGCCUGAAAGAUAUAGAUGAUACAUUGGAAAAGAUCAUAGAGAGUAUCAAAUAUGUUCAAGCUUCUGAAAAACGUGAGAUAUUGUUUGGAAAAUGUGUUGAAGUGGUUGGUCUACAGUUGAAAGCGGACUUGAUUAUGGAUGUGAAAACUAGAUGGAAUUCAACAUACAAGAUGCUUGAUAGGGCUCUCAAGUAUCGAGCUGCCUUUGGUAAUCUCAAAGUCAUUGAUGGGAGAAACUACAAGUUUCACCCUACAGAAGCUGAAUGGCACCGAUUGAAGCAAAUUUGUGAGUUUUUGGAGCCUUUUGAUGAAAUCACUAAUAUGAUCUCAGGUUCAACAUAUCCAACUUCAAACUUGUAUUUCAUGCAAGUUUGGAAUAUCAACAAUGGGUUGAUAUCGAAUUCACAGAAUCAAGAUGAAGUCAUCAGAAGUAUGAUUGUUCCAAUGAGAGAAAUGUUUGAUAAGUAUUGGGAAGAGGUUAGUGAUGUUUUUGCAAUGACAACAGUGUUUGAUCCAAGGUUGAAGCUAACACUGGUCAAUUAUUGUUUUGAAAAGAACGACAAGGGUUAUGCUCAGAUAAAGAUUAAACAUUUGUGUGGUAAGCUUGCUACUCUUUUUGAAUCUUAUGAGAAUAAGUCCAUUUUCACAUCAACUUCUAUAGAGACACGUGAAACUAAUCAUCAAACUGAUGAGAAUGAAGGAAAAAGGGAGUUUUGGUAA